UUCCCAGAUUCCUGUCUUCGGAGUAACGGGUUGGACAUUUAUUCCAGUCAUGAUUAUCCACUAUCACGUAGUUAUAUACUUGAUUUCUCGGAAUAUCUUGUCUUUCUAAGAUACAAAGUGUACAUUUUUCUAUAAUACGAAAGGUUUUAUUUGUAUCUAUCUGUUUAUGUAUGUAUCUAAAAUUCAGUCGGUGCUUUUAUAUUUUAGUACGUUCAGUGCACUUAUCCGUUCAGAGAUAAGUGACGCAUUUUGUAGUCUGACAGACGCGGUUCACGUAACGCUCCAAUUAAUGUCACCCCGAGCUUGGAAAGUUUUGUCAUUCAAGUGAAAUUCUCCGUCAGUUUCUGGGCACGGAUGUACUGGCGAAAGUUUAAUUUGACAUUCUUCAAAAACGAUUUUAUUCCGGUAUCCUUUAAGUAAAUAAAAAAAAAAAACAUGAAGAUAGCCGUCGUGGGUGGCGGUGUUGUAGGGCUUACAAGUGCUCUUGAAGUACAAAGAGAAUUACGAAAUGCCGAGGUAACUGUAUUUGCGGCCAACUUCGAAGAUACGGUUAGUCAUGUUGCUGCUGGGAUAUUCAGAAUCGGAUCGUCGUACUCCGGUCCUACGGAAGAGAUUACCAGAAAAUGGGUGAAAGACUCGUACGAAUAUUAUGACGAUAUUCGUCGCUCGCCUGAAGCGUCACUUGCCGGAGUCACCAGCAUUUCUGGAUACAUAUUUGCCAAUUCCAACCCGAACGUAGUUAAGAGCAGAUGGUUGGAAGAGGUGGUACCUGUAUACAGAAGAACAACGCAUGAAGAACACCAGCUGGUUGGAGGCAGUUGGAAAUACGGAUCAUUUUUCACAACGUUACUUACACAGUGCGACUUGUAUUUACCCUGGGCAAGGAAUCGGUUGCAGCAGAAUGGAGCCAAGCUAGUGCAGAAAAAGAUUUAUUCCCUGAAGGAGUUGUGCCCCGAGUACCAGUUGAUCAUCAACUGUACUGGAUUUGGUGCUAGAGAACUCUGUAAUGACAGAUCUGUUAUACCAAUACGCGGUCAAGUACUAAAAGUUAAGGCGCCAUGGAUGAAGACUUGUUUCUAUGGGGAGCUGGAUACUUAUGUGAUACCUGGUUACGGUGGCUUAUGUACUUUGGGAGGUUCACGACAUUUCGAUUCAGAAACUACACAAAUUUGUCCUUACGAGAUUACAGCAAUACGUGAAAGAUGUGAACGGUUGGUUCCUUCGCUUAAAAGCGCAAUACCUGUAACGCAAUUGACAGGAAUAAGACCCCAUCGAGAAGGUAGCGUCAGGGUUGAACCAGAUCGAAUCGAAGGUUCUCUAACCAAGGUUGUACAUAAUUAUGGUCACGGGGGAUAUGGAGUGUGCACGUCACCAGGUACUGCCAAGUAUACUGUUUAUUGGGCAAAAGAAAUACUUAAAUCAUCCAAUAAAUUGUAAUCAAGGAAUGGUCGUCUCAAGACAGUAACAGCAAAUUACAACUGUAAUGAGUCAAUAUAUUUACAAUUUAAUGAGAUUGUUGUGAGAAAAAGAAUUUAUUAGAUCAAUUCUGUUACUUCUCUUUGUAUGACAGCUUGUGGUUGCUUCAGUUGAAGCUAUAGGGCAUAAAAUCGAUCAGCUUGUAUAAUUGCUAAGCGAUACUGUUAUUAAUGUCACUGUUACUCCUGAUACAAAUAUCCUUAUUUGAUCCACAAGGAUCAAGGAUUCUCAGGUGGUACUGUAAUGUAACAGCAAAUACGUAACAAACCUCGGAGAUCAUGUCUUAAAUACAACCAUACCAACUA
This is a messenger RNA of Orussus abietinus, 1781 nucleotides long. It is a transcript of the gene Daao1, whose product is annotated as D-aspartate oxidase. The transcript is spliced from 6 exons. The coding region runs from base 436 to 1437 and encodes 333 amino acids. Gene Ontology annotation, molecular function: FAD binding; D-amino-acid oxidase activity. Lineage: Eukaryota; Metazoa; Arthropoda; Insecta; Hymenoptera; Orussidae. The record is from RefSeq and is a predicted model, not a curated record.